Molecule: messenger RNA, 772 nt
Organism: Hydra vulgaris (swiftwater hydra)
Lineage: Eukaryota; Metazoa; Cnidaria; Hydrozoa; Anthoathecata; Hydridae
Source: RefSeq, a predicted model, not a curated record
UAACAAAAACUCAAUUUGUUGAGUUCAUGGAUUCGAAUAAAGUCAACGCGUACCUUGGGAACAAUAGCAUUAUUAUAAUAGCCGUAGGAGUUAGCGCCGGUGUUUCUUUGGUUAUGGUAACUAUUGUAGUUGUUUUGAUGUAUAGAAGAUAUAAAAGAGACAACAUUGAAAAGAGUGAAAUUCCUGAUAAAGAUUUUGAAAAAAAAGAAGUUGAUAUAAAAGGAACUGAUGACACUUUGCAACCAUCUCAGAAAUGUUCCUCGACUCUCAGAAGAAACUUAAGUAACAGAUGUACAAAGACACUUGGUGAAACAAUCCUGAACUUUUCUUCCUUACAAGGAAAAUCAACGUUCAAACUAAGAAAAAACUCUAAUUCAUACGAUGACAACUGUUGUGAUAAACCAAGGCUUAAAGAAGAAUUUUUUACCGUUACCGAUCGAACAAUUUCACUAGACGCAAUUGUAGAAAUAUCAAUAAUCGACAAACGUGAAAUUUCACUAAUAAAGAAGAGCUCUUCCUUAAAUUGAAAUACAUAUAUACUAGUCAACUACUUUUGUAAAUAAAUAAAUAAUUUUUUUUACAACAUAAAGAGGCGGAGUUAGGCUUUCAAGGAGAUGUGGUGUCCCAUUCAUAUUAACAAACCUAAAUAUUGUUAAAAUAAAGUCCAUGCAAUAUUUAUUUAUCUGGAAAACAAUAUUUGACGGAAUGCGAGUUUUUUCCCUGACGAGUUGUGAUGCAAGUGUGAGCAAUAAAAUAUUUACAACAUUUGAAA